This is a messenger RNA of Morus notabilis, 1851 nucleotides long. Its product is annotated as fasciclin-like arabinogalactan protein 4. The coding region runs from base 295 to 1575 and encodes 426 amino acids. NCBI's taxonomy places the organism in Eukaryota, Viridiplantae, Streptophyta, Magnoliopsida, Rosales, Moraceae. Gene Ontology annotation, cellular component: plasma membrane. Gene Ontology annotation, biological process: abscisic acid-activated signaling pathway; mucilage biosynthetic process involved in seed coat development; multidimensional cell growth. The transcript has a single exon. The record is from RefSeq and is a predicted model, not a curated record.
CACCGCAAGUGGGGGCGACAAAACUCGCGCAAAAAGAUUGCCCCAUUGUGUUCCACUCCACCCCACAUCACUAGUUUCAUUUCAUCGUCAUCUAUCAUUCCCCAUCCAUCAUAAACUGCCUUUCACUCCCCUACUCGCUCCCACUCACUCAAUCACUCACUCAAUCACCCACUUUCCCUUUCUCCUCUAUACUUUACUAAAAUCCUAACAGAAAGAAGGAAAGAAAGACCGACACACACGCUCUCCCUUCUCUCUCUCUCCCUCCACUCUCUGCGAAGAGAGAGAGGAACAAAAAUGGCCAACAUCUCUUCUAAUUCCCAUUUUGCCCCUACGUCCCUACUCUGUUUUUUCCUCCUCCUCUCUUCUUCCCCCAUUCCCACUACUUUGGCCUUAAACAUCACCGCCCUCCUCUCCACCAUCCCUGACCUCUCCGACUUCACCGCACUCCUCCUCUCCUCCGCCCCCAACCUCGCCGCCGAACUCUCCCGCCGCUCCUCCCUCACCCUCCUCGCCGUCCCCAACCCCUACCUCUCCCCCUCCUCCGACCUCACGCGCCGCCUCUCGUCUUCCUCACGCGCCGACGUCCUCCGCUAUCACAUCCUCCUCGAAUACCUCUCCGAGUACGACCUCCGCCGGAUCCCCUCCUCCGGGAAGAUCGUCACCACCCUACUCCAGACCACCGGCCGCGCAGCCAGCAACUUCGGCUCCGUGAACAUCACGCGCGACCCCUCCACCGGCGCCGUGUCCGUCCGCUCCCCGGCGCCCUACUCCCCCUCCAACGCCACCGUCCUCAGCCUCAUCAAGACGCUCCCGUACAAUGUGAGCGUCUUCGCCCUCGAUUCGCUCCUCGUCCCGUACGGCUUCGAUCUGAUGGCUUCGGAGACGCGGCCGCCGCUGGGGCUCAACAUCACGAAGGUGCUGAUCGACGGCCACAACUUCAACGUCGCGGCUUCGAUGCUGUCGGCCUCCGGCGUCGUCGAGGAGUUCGAGGCCGACGAGGGCGGCGCCGGGAUCACCCUCUUCGUCCCCGUCGACACCGCCUUUGCCGACCUCCCCUCCACCGUCAGGCUCCAAUCUCUCCCCGCCGACAAGAAGGCCGUGGUGCUCAAAUUCCACGUCCUUCACUCCUAUUAUCCCCUGGGCUCUCUCCAGUCGAUUGUGAAUCCCGUUCAGCCCACAUUGGCGACGGAGGACAUGGGAGCCGGGAGCUUCACGCUCAACAUUUCUAGGGUUAACGGAUCGGUGGGGAUCGACACGGGGAUCGUCCAGGCCUCGGUGACGCAGACGGUGUUCGAUCAGAAUCCCGUCGCCAUUUUCGGGGUUUCUGAGGUUCUUUUGCCGAGGGAGAUCUUUGGGAAGAAUCCGAUAAUGAUGACCAAGCCUGGAGCUCCUUUUGUUAGCGGUGGCGCUCAGCCGCCGUACAUCUCUCUUUCGCCGGAGAAUUCGCCGGGAUUUGACGGGCCUUCGUCGCACCUCUCGUCUCCACCGGGUUUAUCGGAAGCGGCCAUAAACGGCUUCGGAAGCUUGGGGCUUGCUCUGGUGUGUUGUAUAGGACUGUAUCUAUUACUGGUAUGAGAUCUCUCUCUCUCUUUUUUUUUUUUUGCCUCGUGAUUAGAUUUUUUUUUUUUUUUCUGGAUUCCUCUUCUUUUUUUACACGGUGAAUUGAAUUUGGCUACAAAUGGCCUAAUUUUUCAUUUCUUUUCUUUUUUUUUUAAAGUUCAAAAUUGGAUGUUAAUUUGUGUCGAUGUUUCAAUAAUUUAUAUAUAUAUAUAUAUAUAUAUUAGAGGCCACAAUUUUUCCCCCUCUGUAAAGCAUUGAGAUUUGGUUAUCUAUAUAGUCUGUUGUACCGAA